AUCGGCGGUCAGCUUGACUACGUCUACGGAGCAAGUUCAGCACCAGGAGGUAAGGCCAUUAUGGCACUUGAAUCAACCACAGGAAAAGGAGCCACCAAAAUUGUUCCAUUCUUGAACCAGGGUGCUGGUGUGGUAGCAACCCGAGGUAACAUUCAAUAUGUUGUCACUGAGUAUGGCAUAGCUGAUCUCUGGGGCAAGAGCUUGAGACAGCGCGCUUAUCAACUCAUCAACCUGGCACAUCCCAACCACAGAGAAUCGCUCGAGAAGAGUGCCUUUGAAAUGCUCAAGUGUAUGCCAUCACCGUAA
Anisakis simplex (herring worm) is the source of this 306-nucleotide messenger RNA. Lineage: Eukaryota; Metazoa; Nematoda; Chromadorea; Rhabditida; Anisakidae. The record is from the annotation of a GenBank genome assembly.